UGGGGAACUCUCUCACUCACGGUCCAGUUCAUUCACCUCAGUUUCUCCCUCGAACGGCUCAGAAAAGUUUUGUUCCUUAGAAUGGACGCAUUGGCCGUUCCUGCAGACAGGCAUAAAGGAUGGUACCUUUCUCUGAUGGCCCCCAAUACAAAAGGACCAACAUUUGCCUGGCUGGAUCCGUCCAGGCUCUACUGCAACUACCAGGCUCUUACAGACUGUGUCAAAGACCUUGUCAGUCCAUUCCACAGCGACACCAUUGACCUGGUUGCCGGGAUAGAUGCAAUGGGAUUCAUUCUUGGGGCGUCUGUUGCCACCACUCUUGGAAAAGGUUUCCUGGCUAUCCGUAAAGCAGGACACCUGUGUGUUGCAACCCAAAACCAAAGCUACACAGAUUACACAGGCAGAGAAAAGACAAUGGAAGUAAGACUGGAUGUGCUAAAACCAGGUGUGAGGGUGUUGUUGGUGGACCAAUGGAUAGAGACUGGAGGAACAAUGAAGGCUGCCAUCCAGCUUGUCGAGAGGCUGGGAGCCACUGUUGUAGGUGUGGCAGCUGUGGCCAUCGAAAACACUGAAGGGGGAAAGUGGAUUAAAGAAAAUUACAAAUUUUCUCACUGCAUCCCCGAAGAGCUGCAGAGCCAAAUUGAUCGGAAAUAUAUGGAUUCAUUCAAAAGCUUCAGCAGCUGAGCAAAUUUGAUUUGUUUUCCCGGGCAACCAGAUCCAAGGCUGCAUUACCCUCCAGGCAGAGCAGGCAACUACACAGGAGCCCCACUGAAGUACAGCAUCAGCCCUGACUGGUCAUCCAUCCUCCGGCCUUGCUCUUGUAGUGAGACCCUGUUUCAAAUUCUAGUUUUAAAACAGUAAUUAUUUAACUUUAUAUUGAGCUCGUAUUAUUCCAUCAUAGGAGUAUCGUAAGGCUGCAACCCACAAUAUUGUCAUUAUCAACACAUCUGAGAAUUAUUUUCUCAGAUCUAGGCUAUUGACUACUAUUGUUGUUCAGUGUAUAUAAUGUCAGAAAGUAGUGUCUGUUAUUAUUCCCAGAAGUGCAAGUUAACCUUUUAAAUACACCAUCCCGCCCACUUUGCCCUUUGGUAUCACUUGAAAUGUGUUUUAGUCACACUCUGUUUUCACACAACCAUAACAUAUUUUACAUUGUUUGAAAGCUCUCCUCUUUCUUUCUAUGCAAAGCUCCAAAGUGUUUUCCACAUAAAGGGUACUAGUGCAGGCCUUAGAUUCCCUUUUCAAUGCAAAAAAUAAAAAUAAAAAUGG
Molecule: messenger RNA, 1266 nt
Organism: Seriola dumerili (greater amberjack)
Lineage: Eukaryota; Metazoa; Chordata; Actinopteri; Carangiformes; Carangidae
Product: adenine phosphoribosyltransferase-like
Exons: 6
Coding region: 82-684 (200 amino acids)
Molecular function (GO): adenine phosphoribosyltransferase activity
Source: RefSeq, a predicted model, not a curated record